AGUAUUAGUGUUAAUUCAUGAUUGUUGAAUUCUUUUUUUGUUACUAAUAUUUUUCAAUUUUUUGUUAAAUUUUAAGUCUCAUAAACGUGUCUAUUUAAUUAUGUUACAUAAAUUCAUAUUCCUUGUAGCUGUGAUAUCAUUAAUUAGUGAUAGUGCAAAUGGACUGAUCAAAAGGUGCUAUCAAUGUAGAUCGCGCGGAGAUUUAGGAAGCUGUAAAGAUCCGUUUCGAUUUAAUGCAUCACAUAUUGACAUGGAACCUGGUGUAACAGCAAUUCCUUGUGCAAGCGGAUGGUGUGGAAAAGUCAUUGAAGGUGAAACGGGGGCAUUUAGAGAAGACGAUUUUGAUAUGGCAACACAAAGAAUGUGCGUCCAGAGAGGCCCAGAUGAUUCAGAAGAUCGUUGUGCUUACACAGUUUACAAUUAUAAAAAAGUGUUUAUGUGUUUUUGUCAAGGAGAUUUAUGUAAUAGUUCUGUUCAACAUCGCGGUAUAACAAAAGUUUUUAUAAUAUCAUCCUUUACGCUUUUUAUGGCAAAAAAAAUUAUUUCAAUAAACUUAUGA
Chironomus riparius is the source of this 559-nucleotide messenger RNA. Lineage: Eukaryota; Metazoa; Arthropoda; Insecta; Diptera; Chironomidae. The record is from the annotation of a GenBank genome assembly.